This is a messenger RNA of Rhizopus microsporus ATCC 52813, 919 nucleotides long. Its product is annotated as mitochondrial import inner membrane translocase, subunit Tim17/22. Gene Ontology annotation, biological process: protein insertion into mitochondrial inner membrane. Gene Ontology annotation, cellular component: TIM22 mitochondrial import inner membrane insertion complex. The coding region runs from base 128 to 610 and encodes 160 amino acids. The transcript has 3 exons. Gene Ontology annotation, molecular function: transmembrane protein transporter activity. NCBI's taxonomy places the organism in Eukaryota, Fungi, Mucoromycota, Mucoromycetes, Mucorales, Rhizopodaceae. The record is from RefSeq and is a predicted model, not a curated record.
AGAAAAAGAAGUAAAGCUUUUGGACAGGCAAAAAAAAAAAGGAAAUAUUUCAAUAGCCGACUUGAAAGGCUUCAAUGACAGCAGCAGCAAUGGCUGGUUCCUUUAACCCGUCUAUUUAUAUUAUACCAUGAACAGCCAAUUGGGAGGUCAAAAUAGUAAUCUAAGUCUACAAGAACAGCAGACGAUAAGAAUGAUGCAAGCUGCAAUGGAGUCCUGUGUGGUAAAAACAGCCAUGUCAGGAGCAGCAGGCUUUGCUAUGGGAGGUGCUUUUGGUUUAUUUAUGUCAUCGUUUGAAUAUGCUGGACCAGUUAUGAAUGAGGAUCUUGUUAAACAAACAACUAAACAACAAAUUAAACAUGCAUUCAAAGAUAUGGGAACUCGAUCUUUGUCGAUGGCAAAGAAUUUUGGCUUAGUAGGCAUGAUCUACUCAGGAACAGAAUGCUGUAUUGAAUCAUAUAGAGCUAAAAACGACUUGUACAACAGCGUCGCAGCAGGCGCUUUUACAGGGGGACUGUUGGCAGCGAAGGCUGGACCACAAGCCAUGGCACUCGGUGCUGGUGGCUUUGCUGCUUUUUCCCUAGCGAUCGACUGGUAUAUGCAUAGAGAUUAAUGUGUAGUUUUAAUAAAGAGAAUCUUGUUGGAAAGUCAUGGCUGAGUACAGUAUGUACCUCCUUGCUGUUUGUGUUUAACAUAGUGCCUUUGCUUGAUCAAAUGUCAAUUCAUCAUGCGAAAGAAUUUGCAGCGAGACUUCUCGAUAUUGCAGGUACAACUCUAUAAGAUUAGUGAAUUAUGGAUGUGCACAAUCGUAUAUCAUAGCAAAGCUCGUUUUUAAUCAAUGAGUAAAACUUGCUCAUUCUUAAAAAAGAGCUUGAGCUGCUAAAUAGAUUUCUAUAUCAAUAAAUAACAUUUGGAAAUGCCC